AUUAUUAGUAGUAGUAAAAAAAAAAAACCUUGAAAAUUUCUUAAUCUCUUUCCAUUCCUUUCCAACGUAUAUAAAGUCUUCUUAGCAUCUUAAAUCUUUGUUUCAAAAAGAAGAGAGGUAAGCUCUAAGCUCUAAGCUUGUAAAGUUGAAGGUUCCUUACUGAAGGAAAGAACUCUGGGUAAAAUGGGUCGUGGAGUCAGUGCUGGUGGUGGACAGAGUUCUUUAGGCUACCUAUUUGGAACUGGAGAGAGUGGAAGUAAUGCCCAGGGUACUGCAAACCGUGGGCAAGCUGCAGAAAAUGAGCCUUAUCAGAAGCCUGCUUCAUCUUCUCCACCAAUUGAUAAGCAGAUUCCAGCAGGCAUUCAUGGAAAUCUUACUAACAAUUACUUCAGGGCAGAUGGGCAGAAUUGCGGUAACUUUAUCACGGACCGACCAUCAACCAAGGUUCAUGCUGCCCCAGGUGGUGGAUCUUCUCUGGGUUACCUCUUUGGUGGUGGCGGGGGCAACUAAUUCCUGGCCACUCAGAUGGAUCAGCUGUUAACUGUUUGGCAUAUAUGAUUGAUAGCUCAGAAAAUUAGUAUUUAUGUGUUGCGUUGGUGGGGAGUUUGUUGUUGGACAUAAGUCAUGAAGCUUUUUCAUCAAAAGCUGUUGCUUGAUGAAUUAUUUAAUUCAUAUAUUUUGUAUGAUUACAUGUUUGAUGACUCAAUGGUUGCUGCUGUCAUUCCUUUA
Theobroma cacao (cacao) is the source of this 729-nucleotide messenger RNA. Its product is annotated as protein SPIRAL1-like 1. Gene Ontology annotation, biological process: cortical microtubule organization. The record is from RefSeq and is a predicted model, not a curated record. Gene Ontology annotation, cellular component: cortical microtubule, transverse to long axis. Lineage: Eukaryota; Viridiplantae; Streptophyta; Magnoliopsida; Malvales; Malvaceae.